Messenger RNA from Durotheca rogersii, 727 nucleotides. RefSeq lists its product as uncharacterized. The transcript is spliced from 3 exons. The record is from RefSeq and is a predicted model, not a curated record. NCBI's taxonomy places the organism in Eukaryota, Fungi, Ascomycota, Sordariomycetes, Xylariales, Xylariaceae. Bases 231 to 602 code for a protein of 123 amino acids.
UCAUUCGGACUAACCCCAUCGGAAGGGGUUUAGAGGAAUUUCGUAAUACCUUUAGCUAUCUGUCCAGAGAUUUUAAUGAAGUCCUCGAGAUGGACGAUCAGACCCUUAAACCCAUACCCGUCAGCCUCAUCGUCGCACUUGAUGAGCUACCGGGAGCUCAAAUGCUCCCGUCUGCUGCGGGUUAUGAAAGCCUUUUUCAUACCCUUUGACAGUUUGAGCUUUCGGUUAGCAUGGGCAAAUCCGACCUCCAAUCUCUACUCCCUCUUCCUCGGGCGGUCCUCGAUGGUAUGCCCGAUGAAACUGUUUGGAAAGUGGUCUACGACGCCGUCGUCGUCAAGAAUACGCCGUUGCGCUACAACGCGGGCAGCAUAACGAACUCUACCGAACACCGCGUAGACGUCAUACCAAAGGAGGAAUUGGAAGAGCUGUAUAUCGGGGUCUCUGGUUUCUUCGACGCCUGCUUCGGAGGCGUCCCCGGUCUCGAGGCGAUAGCGCAGGCCGUGUUCCGCAAGUGCGAAGAAGGGAGCGAACCGCUCUACCGAGAGGACGCUGGCUGGAAGGACUGGCCCCAGAAGGCGACUGAACUAGAUGUCUUAAACUGACUUGGAGGAAUUACCAGCAGCCUCUCGGACCUAGCGGAAGACCCCGUCUCUCGGCCUCGACGGCGGCCGCUAGCCCAACCGAACCAGCCCGUGAGAGAGGCUCCACCGCCGAUCGGGAGAGCUCA